This is a messenger RNA of Lutzomyia longipalpis, 3810 nucleotides long. RefSeq names its product extended synaptotagmin-2 (gene Esyt2). The record is from RefSeq and is a predicted model, not a curated record. Gene Ontology annotation, molecular function: lipid binding. The transcript has 7 exons. Gene Ontology annotation, biological process: lipid transport. NCBI's taxonomy places the organism in Eukaryota, Metazoa, Arthropoda, Insecta, Diptera, Psychodidae. Bases 250 to 2733 code for a protein of 827 amino acids.
ACUCCCGGCAAUCGUUCCGCGAGCUGGCCUUGGUUACUAGCCUCCAAAAAAUCCAUUCACAAAGUGAUUCCCACCCAUAUUGUUGAGAGAGAAAAUUGCGCAUCAAAGGUUUUCUCUCCUCAAGUUCAUUUUACGUUGAUUUCUUUUCUAAUUUUUCAUUCUAGCCGGAAGAAUAUUUGGUGUGAUUUAGUAGAUUAAUCUCCCGAAAUUCUUCAGUGAAUCUAUUUUUAGUUUUCUUACCCAGUAAGCAUGAGUGGUGAUCUGAGUGAGGUAGAGGAUCUGUUGAAGAAGGAGGAACCAGCGGAGUCUGCAGUGGAAGCAACAGAAGCAGCAGCUGGGGAUAUGCCGACUGUGAGCAAGGAGAAGACUCCAGAUGAGGCGGAUUCAUCCGUAGCUAAGGUGUCCUCAGACGGUGGUAUGUUCUCGCUAAUCUACACAGUGGCAAAGAGAGUGGCUGUGGUUGGUGUGAUCUAUUUUGUGGGCUACAUGGGAUGGUCAGUGGCGUGGUUGAUAGCUCCGGUGAUCUUCUCUGUGGCGCGUACACAGAUGCGAAAGAAAACUGAACUCCGACGAAACAUUGCAAAAGCCUCGGCAAUUGCCACGGAACGUGAAAUGAUUCUGGCCAGAAUUGAUGAACUACCAGCCUGGGUCUACUUCCCAGACAUCGAGCGCUGUGAAUGGGUGAAUAGAAUCCUCAAGCAAGUGUGGCCGAAUGCCAAUCACUUCGCCAAGGGCCUUAUCAAGAACACAAUUGAACCAAAUAUCCAGAAAGCGCUGGCCAAUUACAAAUUGAACAGCUUCAAAUUCGAUCGUAUGAUCCUCGGAACGAUCCCACCGAGAAUUGGGGGUGUCAAGGUGUACGAUAAGAAUAUUUCACGAAAUGAGAUUAUAAUGGAUCUCGAUCUCUUCUACGCCAGUGACUGUGAUAUUAACUUCAGCCUGGGCGGUAUGAGGGGUGGCAUAAAGGAUUUCCAAAUCCACGGCAUGGUGCGUGUUGUCAUGAAGCCCCUCAUCAACAAAAUGCCCCUCGUUGGUGGGCUCCAGAUCUUCUUCCUCAACAAUCCAAACAUUGAUUUCAAUCUCGUGGGUGUUGUUGAUCUCCUGGAUAUGCCCGGACUCAAUGAUAUGCUAAGGAGGAUUAUUAUUGAACAAGUUGGCGCUAUUAUGGUGCUACCGAAUAAGCUGCCCAUCACACUGAGCGAUGAAGUUCCAGCCGUUACGCUCAAAAUGCCAGAACCUGAGGGUGUACUUCGUGUGCACGUGAUGGAGGCAAAGGAUCUGAUGAAGAAGGACUUUUCGGUGGUGGGAAAAGGCAAAUCCGAUCCGUAUGCUAUUGUAACUGUUGGUGCUCAGCAGUUCCGGACACAAAUUAUUGAUAAUACGGUUAAUCCAAAAUGGGACUUUUGGUGUGAGGCAUCAAUCGAAAGUGGACAAUAUGUGGAAAUCGAGAUUUUCGACAAAGACGACACGAGUGAUGAUGAAGUUUUAGGAAGAGCAACAGUUGAGAUCACGAGCGUUGUGAAGAAAGGACAACUUGAUACGUGGCUCACAUUGGAGAAUGCAAAGCAUGGAAUGGUGCAUCUUAGACUGGCAUGGAUGACUCUCAGUACAGAUAGGAAUGAUCUCUCAGCUGCACUGGCGGAAACCCAAAUGCUUCGCGUAACUUCCAUGAGUACGGCUAUUUUGACGAUCUUCAUUGAUUCAGCGAAGAAUCUACCUCAAGCACGCCCACAGAGUAAGCCCGAUCCCUUCCUCAUUGUUUCCGUGGGUAAGAAACAGGAGCAAACGGCUGUGCAGAUGAGAACUGAUGCACCUGUUUGGGAGCAAGGAUUCACAUUUCUUGUUGCCAAUCCUGAGAAUGAUAGCGUACAACUGAGGAUUGUGGAUCAGAAGACGGAGAAGGAACUGGGACAGCUCUCUUAUCAACUCAGCUCACUACUGACAAAGGGAAACCUGGAUAUUUCCUCGGAGCCAUUUACCCUACAAAAAUCCGGUCCAGUCUCCAAAAUAGUCCUCUCAAUGUCUCUGAGAAUUCUCAAGAAUGCCCCUAGUCUAGAGGAUGAAGUUGAAUCAACGAAAAGUACUGUUGAUAGUUCUCUGUCACGUACUGAUUCAGUCACGAGUGCUGCUCAGCUAUCCAAGCAGGAUUCACGGAUGUCCAUGGGACAACUAACUGCUGGUGGCGAAACGACUGCAUCUCUGCAGGAAGAACCCUGCACGGUAUCUUCCACUGCAACUGUGUCUUCCGCGACACCACCAGCUACUCCUGAGUAUCGCGAUUCCACACUAAUUCAUCGCACAUCCAGCACAACGUCAUCAGCCGGGUUUGCUGGACUCGGGAGGAUUCAACUGACACUCCGCUACAGUGUUCAGCGUCAGAGAUUGAUUGUGAUUGUGCACAAAAUUAUGAAUAUCCCCCUGAAGGAUCCGUCCAAUGUCCCAGAUCCCUAUGUGAAGCUCUACCUUCUCCCAGGGCGCUCCAAGGAGUCCAAAAGGAAGACCAAUGUGGCCAAGGAUAACUGCAAUCCCGUCUACGAUGCAACUUUCGAGUACAUCAUCUCCACCGCAGAGCUCAUUGGGUCUGAAUUGGAAGUGACUGUGGCCACACAGAAAGGCUUCCUUAGUGGCGGGAGUCCUGUAAUUGGCAUAGUGAGGGUACCACUAAAUGACAACGAAAUCUCCCAACAGGGUAUUACAACAUGGUAUGAUUUACUUCCUGAAAAUUACGAAUAAAAUUCAUUGUGGAAUUAAAUGUGCAAACAAAUCAAAAGAAAAGAAGAAAAGAAGAAAAAAGUUUAUUAAUUGGUAGAUGCUUUUCUUUGUGCAUAAAUUGUCAAUCAAUUAAAUUGAAAUCAAAUCUCUUCGUGUUAGAUUUUUAAAAUUUUGUCAAAUUAUUAUUAUUAUUGUGUAAUGUACUCAAAAAAAUAUAUUGAAAAAUUUUAGCAUUUUACUGAAAAUUAGGGAAUAUUUACAAAAAAGCAUGACGUAAAUCACACAUUAGAAAUUUUUUAAAAACUUUUCUUACAAUCCAAAAAUUUACUAGAAGGACAUUUUUAUAGAAUUUUUUUCUUUUAUUUGAAAAUCAGUUUAUUUUUUUUUUAUUUUACUUUUAAAAAAAGAAUUAAAUGUUAAUCUAUAUUUUACUUUAUUAUUAUGUUAAAAAAAUGAGCUGUGCUUUUAAGAAAAACAACGGCUUAAAAAUUAAAAUUUUGCAAUUAAAAAAAACUAAAAACAAAGUUUGAAAUUAUAUACUUACAAAUUGUUACUUCACAAGCUUUUUUGCAAUUUUGUGCUUUAAAAUAUAUUAUUAAAUUGAUGUAUUAAAAAUCAAAAUGUUACGUACAAUUAUUAGAAAAAAAAAUGUUGUGAAGCUCUCCACUGUCCAUGUCACAUUUAUAAAAUUCAAUUUAUUUGAGAAAUAAUUCAUUUAUAGGAUGUUUUUUAUAUUUAUUUAAAAACUGUACAAUUCAGCAGUUUGACUAUAAAAGGGAUUAUUUUCUUUGACAGAUUUUUAUUAGGUUUAAUCCUAAAAUUUAUUACAUUAAAAUAAAGUAGAAGUAUCGAAAUUAAUAUUAAAAUUUAAAAUUUCUCAAUUUUACUAAAAAAAAAAAAGAAAAAUGAAAUUAAAACGUAGAGAUAAAAAAAUCUUUUUUUUCUAUUAGAUAUUUUUAUCUUUGUAAAAUCGGAAAAAAUACUUUUGAAUAAAAAAAUUACCUAUCUGCCUCAAAUCUAAAUUUUUGUGACACAACCAUUUAUGGAAAAAUGGAUUAUAGAUUAUUUAUACAAGAUAUAAAUAUACAUAUAAUGUUA